This is a messenger RNA of Bipolaris maydis ATCC 48331, 2164 nucleotides long. The record is from RefSeq and is a predicted model, not a curated record. NCBI's taxonomy places the organism in Eukaryota, Fungi, Ascomycota, Dothideomycetes, Pleosporales, Pleosporaceae.
GCUUCGUCUUUUUUAAUCACAGCACUGCUGUUACAUUCGCUUUUCCCCCAGGUGGAAUACACUGCCCUCUUUAGGCUACAUUCUCUUUUCUUUGUAGACCAUCAUUCGUUUCGGUCUCUUGGAACCUUUACCUUACUACCAUUGACACUCUUUACGUCUUGCCUCGAUAUCUACAUCGUUUGCAGACUACACGACUACGUAUUGCUACUAUUAUUCUCUACCCCACAUUUUGACAAUGAAGACUACCUACGCUCUUUUGGUCACUGGACUGGCCUCUCAGCAAGUCGCUGCCACUUGGAACUUCUUCGACAACUAUGGCACACCCAACUACAGCAACAACAAGUGUAGCGAGAAGCAACAGGCUGGCUUUGACUGGUCUGACCUCAAGGACGGUGACUCGGUCAGCAACUACGGAGACUUUGACUUUUCCGGAGGCUGGAAGUGCGCCAACUCUUUUGGCAAGCUUGACUUGUUGACCAAGAGGACUUUUGGCAACAAGUGCAUCAAGAACAAGGUCAGCAAGAAGCAGCCUGCUUCAUUCGGCUGCAACAAGCGUGGUUUCUCCAUCAGCCAUAUGGACAUUUCUUCUGAAUUCGACGCUGAACUCGAGCUCCACUACACCAUGGAAGAUGGGUCUAUUUGCAAGCAGCUCGGCAGCUGCUCAGCUGGUGGAUCGACGCUUCAGAAUACGCAGUGUGGUGGCGCCAAAUCCGUCGACGUCUACCUUGGUUCUCACUACCAGGGCGACCAGGACUCGUGCGAGAUUGGCUUCCACAACAUUGGCUUUGACUGCAGCCCUGAGACUCCUUACACCACACCCACUCCACCUAAGGCUCCCUCUACCACCAGCCCCGCCGAGUAUCCCACUUCUCCUGCCGAGUCAACUCCCACCCCAGUCCCCAGCACUACUCCUGCCGAUGAGUGUGGACGGUACAGUGGUAAGGGAUGCGGCACUACAUCGGUUCAGAAGCCUACUGGUGGAGUUUGCCAAGGUGACAACUGCUACCCUGCUUCCACUCCUGAGGCUUCCACCUCACCCAGCGAGACUCCUACUGCUGAAGUUCCCGCUUCUUCGCCUGCUCCUUACACCAACACGUCUGCCCCUGCAUACACUCCUCCUACUCAGGUUCCUUCUUCAGUUGUCGAGAGCACCACUGCCACUCCCCCAGUCGAGAGCUCUGCCACUCCUGAAUGCGGUUAUGGCCAGUCUUGCGAAGAGUCAUCUGCUGUCCCUAGCAGCACUGCCACUCCUCUUCCUGCCACCAGCUCCGAGGCUCCCAAGCCAUCAAGCCCCAGCUACCCUCCUGUGAACGUUACCGACUCGGUCCCCAAGUGCAUGAACUCGUGGCUCCAGAUCUCUGCUCCUGGCUGCAAGGACAACACCGACGCCAAGUGCUACUGUGUCAAGCCCGAGUUUACCAAGAAUGUCAUCGACUGCCUUACUGCUCGCUGCGGAAGCGACGACGAUAUCCGCAAGGCGCUCCAGUACUUCAUUGGUAUCUGCGCUGAGCACAUCCCCGAGAACCCCAAGAUUGUCGGCGACUGCCCUUCGUACAUUCCCUUGAACCCUACCCCAUCUCCUGCUGUUCCUACUGGUGGCGCCUCUGCUCCGGUUCCUGGCAGCUCUGUCCCUGCUGCUGCUGAGAGCAGCUCUGUCGUUGUUCCUCCUACUGGUGGAGAGGGCAUGCCCGCUCCCUCAGCCCCUGCUCAGUAUCCGGCUCCUUCAGCUCCCGCCCUCACUCCCAUUGCCAGCAGCGCUCCCCCCGCCGAGCAAACCCCUUGCACCACCAUCACCUAUGGCACAACCACCAUCACUGUGCCCCAGGUCUACUUCACCACCGAGCCCAGCACCCCUGGUGCCACCCCCAGCCAGCCUGUCGCUCUCGUUCCCGGCACUGCGCCCCCACAGACUCCCGCCACUACCACUCCGGCUGCUGCCGCCGUCCCUCCUCCUUACCCCAUUGCCACUACCCUGGGCACUGCCGCCGUCCCUCCUCCUUACCCCACUGCCACUACCCUGGGCACUGCCACCGUCCCUAUGGCCUCUGGCACUGGUGGUCUGAAUCCCUCAUCACCCGCUGAAUUCACCGGCGCCGCAUCGCCCUUCAGCGUGGUUCCCCACAGCGCCCUCUUUGCUGCGCUCCUCGCCUUUUUCGCUUUGUAA